Rhopalosiphum padi (bird cherry-oat aphid) is the source of this 1479-nucleotide messenger RNA. RefSeq lists its product as uncharacterized. The record is from RefSeq and is a predicted model, not a curated record. The transcript is spliced from 3 exons. Lineage: Eukaryota; Metazoa; Arthropoda; Insecta; Hemiptera; Aphididae. The coding region runs from base 1 to 1479 and encodes 492 amino acids.
AUGGAGUUCGUAAAUAGUGAAAAAUCAAAACCAAUUAUUCUCUACGAAGGCUACAAAUUUCGUUUCAACAAAACACUAAAACACGAUAUACAGAGGUGGCUUUGCAGUGUCAAAAGUUGUAAGUGCUUUUUAAAAUUAUCUCCUUUAAAUAAAAUAGUUGACAGUAAUACUAAUCAUAACCACAAUAAAAACGACGAAAAAGUCCUGAAUAGGCAAAUAUUAAGUAAUUCUCUGAAAAGAAAAGCCAUAGAAGACAUUUCUUGCAAACCUUCAAAAUUAAUUCGUUUAGAAUUGAAGAAAGGCGAUAUAUCGACUUUGACAACGAAUGAUUUAUCAUUAAUUAGACACAAUGUUCAUCGUGCCCGUUCAUUUGUACACCCCCCUCUGCCAAAAUGCAUUAAAGAAUUACAUGCUGCUUUAGAGUCUAUGAAUAUCAAAACUAAUAUAGGUGAGCCAUUUUUGUUUAUCAACGACAAAGAAAAUCGUAUAAUUGGUUUUUCUACUAUACAAAACAUAAAAGUGCUGUGCGAUGUAAAUAAAUUUUACGUAGAUGGAACUUUCAAAAGCUGCCCUAAACACUUUUAUCAACUUUUUACCAUCCAUGGCCUAAAAAAUGAUGUAUAUUUACCUCUAGUGUUUUUUUUACUACCCGACAAGUGUAAUACCACGUACAAGUGUGCAUUUCAACAUUUAAUUUGCCAUUCCAUGUCCAUUGGUCUAACGUGCUCUCCUACUGAAGUUGUUAUAGAUUUUGAACAAGCUAUCCACAGUGCUGUAGCGGAAGUCUUCCCUAAUGCUAAAAUAAGUGGAUGUCGAUUUCACCUAGGGCAAAGUUGGUGGAGGAAAAUUCAAAGUUUAGGACUCGCGAAAAUGUAUAACACAAAUACAGAUGAAAGUUAUUUUUUAAAAUUUUUUUUUGGUUUGCCAUUUUUGGACUCUGACAACGUCAUUGAUUGUUUCACGGAUGACUUUUUAGCAAUACUGCCCGCUAAAGAUGAUCGGGUUGUACAAUUUACCGACUAUGUUUUCGAAAACUAUAUAUCCCCGGAUGCUAUGUUUCCCCCAAAUAUUUGGGCACAGUUCUCUGCUAGCUGUAACCGUACCACUAACGGCUGUGAAAGUUUUCAUUCACACCUAAAUUCAUCGUUCUACUCUAGUCAUCAUAACAUCUAUAAUUUUAUUGAUGUGUUAGUAGAAAUUCAAUCAGAAACGUAUAUCAAAUGUAGAAGCAAUGGAAUAAAAACGAAGAAAAUAUGUGAAAAAGAAGCAUUUAUAAGACAACAGAUGACAAAGCUAGCACAAAAAGAAAUAGAGCAAAUACGAAGAAUAAUGAACGAUAAUUACCCGUUGAGCGAAAAUGAGAUUCUGUUGUUGGAAGAUGACAAUAUGAUAAUCAUAAUUUUAAGAAGAUAUUUAUCAACUUCUUUGCGCAACGACACUAAUCGUCCACCACCUAAUUCGGAAGCUGCUAGAAUAUAA